This is a messenger RNA of Cladocopium goreaui, 2085 nucleotides long. The record is from the annotation of a GenBank genome assembly. NCBI's taxonomy places the organism in Eukaryota, Dinophyceae, Suessiales, Symbiodiniaceae.
AUGCAAGUGCCAAGGCUGGAAAGCCGAGACCGGCGGCGACUUAUGGUCGCAACUGAUCAGCAACAGAUGGGACCUCAGAGUAUUCAAAAGAAAGAGAGGCGUGAAGGUCAUGCAGAGGUGCUCCAACUCCUCCACGACCACGGUUGUGAGUUGGAGGCUUUGGACCGCUUUGGUCGCUCACCUCUUCAUUUGGCCUGCGAGCACGGAAAGGCGAAUGCGGCCAAGUUCUUGCUAGAUUGUGGCGUCAAGCCCAACUUGGAGGAUCGAAAUGGCCGAAAUGCACUACAUUUGGCUGCUUGCUGUGAGGACCCAUCACUCUCCGACUUGCUGGCAAGUCAAUUUCCACAGCUGGUUUUUUGCGCUGAUGUGCACGGAAGGACGCCGUUGUUCUAUGCAGCUUUGAACGCGCAUCCCCAGUCGCAGGGCGAGGCAACACUGUGCGACAGUGUGGGAACUUUUCGGCAACUUUGGCCCUGCGGUCACACUGCAGUAGCUUUGCAUUAUGCCGCUGAAGAAGGUCAGUUGAACGCCCUUCGCCUUCUUCUGAAGAACAAGAUUGAUAUCAAUGCAGAGGCAAGAUUCCUUAAUUUUGGGCCACAGUAUUUGAGCAAACGUGGCUCCAGAGUUCUCCUUAUGUCGGAGGACAAGGGGGGACAGACAGCACUUCAAAUCGCUUCCAAUGAGGUGAUAGGAGCGGGUGUUACCACACUAGCAGGGUCGAACCAGACCCGUUUUUCCUGUGCCGAGAUGCCGGAUGGACCUCCAGCUGAUGACGAAAAAAAGAGCUAUUCCAUGGGAAUCGACCUUGGAACUACAUACUCUUGUGUUGGAAUCUUCAAGGACGGUGAGGUGCAGAUCAUAGCCAAUGAUCAGGGCAACCGGACGACGCCGUCUUAUGUUGCAUGGACGGAAAACGAGCGACUCUUGGGCGAUGCUGCCAAGAACCAGGUUGCGAGCAAUCCGACCAACACGGUCUUCGAUGCCAAGAGACUAAUCGGUCGGAAGUUUCAGGACCCAGUUGUCCAAGCGGAUUUGAAGCUUUGGCCCUUCAAGGUGGUGUCAGAUGGUUCUGCAGAUGACAAGCCUUUGAUUGAGGUGGUGUACCAGGGCGUCGAUAAAAAGUUUCAUCCUGAGGAAAUUUCCUCCAUGAUUCUGACAAAGAUGAAGCAGACGGCGGAGGCUUUCGUAGGGCAACGUGUGCGAAGUGCUGUGAUUACAGUCCCAGCAUACUUCAACGAUUCGCAGAGGCAAGCAACAAAGGAUGCUGGUGAGAUUGCUGGUCUGAAUGUUUUGAGAAUAGUCAACGAGCCCACAGCUGCUGCUAUUGCCUAUGGCUUGGUCUCCAUUUUGACGAUCACCGAUGCCGUCUUCGAAGUGAAGGCCACGGCUGGAGAUCCGCACCUGGGUGGAGAAGACUUUGACAACAGAAUGCUCAGCUAUUGCAUUUCAGAAUUCCGACGGAAGCACAAAUCUGACCCAACUCGGAAUCAACGUGCAAUUCGUCGCCUCAGAACACAGUGUGAGCGUGCGAAGCGCCAGCUCUCCACCCAGACCUCGGUAACCAUCGAGGUGGACUCUUUGCAUGAAGGCGCCGACUUCAGCUUGCGCCUCUCUCGGGCCAAGUUCGAGGAGCUCUGCAUGGACUACUUCAAGAAGGCAAUGGAACCUGUCUCCCAGUGUUUGGGAGACAGCGGCCUUCCAAAAUCCAAGAUUUCUGAUGUAGUCCUUGUAGGUGGCUCCACUCGCAUCCCCAAAGUCCAAGAGCUCAUCAGUUCCUUCUUUAAUGGAAAGCAUCUCUGCAAGGCCAUCUUGGCUCUGACUUUUUAUUGUAAUGCCAUAGUUAGGACAUUGCCUAUGCAGGAAAUCAAUCCCGAUGAAGCAGUGGCUUAUGGGGCCGCAGUUCAAGCUGCAAUUGUCUCUGGCACAGGAACGGAAGAAGUUGAAAAUAUGCUUCUCCUGGAUGUGGCGCCGUUGUCCUUGGGUAUCGAGAUGGCUGGUGGUAUGAUGCAGAAACUCAUCGAGAGGAACAGCACCAUUCCGACCAACAAGAGCCAGGCCAACACCGUGCAACAACUUGUAAUAUAG